Molecule: messenger RNA, 486 nt
Organism: Dioscorea cayenensis subsp. rotundata (Guinea yam)
Lineage: Eukaryota; Viridiplantae; Streptophyta; Magnoliopsida; Dioscoreales; Dioscoreaceae
Product: pectinesterase inhibitor 10-like
Exons: 1
Coding region: 1-486 (161 amino acids)
Source: RefSeq, a predicted model, not a curated record
AUGUCUCGCCUUCUUGCAUUCGUCAUAGUCCUCCUUGCAGUGGCAGCCUCCGGUGGAGCUCAGGAGCCGGCUGCUUCCCCAGAGCUCUCCACCACCACUUCAUCCCCAACCUCCAGCCCCAUCUCAUCUCCAGCUCCUAUCUCCUCCACUGAGUCCUCCCCUACUCCAUCUUCUUCUCCAGUCUCAUCCCCAUCUCCAUCCACAUCUCCAUCGUCAUCCCCAUCCAUUGCUCCAACCACUUCUUCACCUCCACCGGAAGUUAGCUCCCCAGUUGAAGCCCCGGGGCCAUCGAAUGACGAGAGCCUUCCCGCAGAUAGUCCUGAAGCCGACUCCCCGGACAAUGAUAGUCCAGCCUUAGAUGAGGAUAUAGGGACGCCUGAGGGUGCUCCGGCCCCCUCUGAGGAGGAUGAAGAUUCCGGCAGCUCUAAUGUGCGUGUUGGUGCUGGGCUCUUUUUGACCUCUCUGGUUGCCAUUUAUGCUAUAUGA